Molecule: messenger RNA, 2052 nt
Organism: Phlebotomus argentipes
Lineage: Eukaryota; Metazoa; Arthropoda; Insecta; Diptera; Psychodidae
Gene: Agpat1
Product: 1-acyl-sn-glycerol-3-phosphate acyltransferase alpha
Exons: 2
Coding region: 92-952 (286 amino acids)
Biological process (GO): phosphatidic acid biosynthetic process
Cellular component (GO): membrane; endoplasmic reticulum
Molecular function (GO): 1-acylglycerol-3-phosphate O-acyltransferase activity
Source: RefSeq, a predicted model, not a curated record
GCAAAUCGAAGUGAAGUAUUUGGUGGAAGAAAGCACGGGAGGAUCUAUUUAUGUGUCCAUUGCGGUUGUGACUGGGUGAAAAAACGUGAAGAUGACCUCAUAUUUUCAAUUGAUUAUCCUGGCUCUCCUGCUUCUGCUGCCGAUUCUCUACGAGAGCAGUGCAGUUUUUCGUUAUUAUACAAAGUUCACAGUUUACUGCCUUGGAAUCACAAUAAAUGCCACAAUCCUCUGGCCAAUAUUCAUGUUUCGGCCGUGGAAUGUGCGGAACUUGAAGAUCGGAGGUCUGUGGUGUCGGCCAAUCUCCAAGAUAAUCGGCAUCAAGUGGACUCUGCGCGGCGAGGAGUACAUCAGCCAAGACAAGCCGUACGUGAUUGUGGCGAACCAUCAGUCAUCGCUGGACAUUCUGGGGAUGCUGGACAUCUGGCAUAUCAUGGACAAGUGCACGGUGGUGGCCAAGCGGGAGCUCUUCUAUGCGUGGCCCUUCGGCCUGGCGGCGUGGCUGUGCAAUAUAAUCUUCAUAGAUCGUAAGAGCGCGGACAAGUCUCGGUCGACGCUCAACAACAUGGGUGACUACCUGAAGGGGGACAGGGUGAAAUUGUGGGUCUUCCCCGAAGGCACAAGGCGCAACAGCAAUGAUAUUCACGCCUUCAAGAAGGGCGCAUUCCACAUUGCAAUUUCCGAGCAGCUGCCCAUCCUGCCGGUGGUCUUCAGCUCAUACUCCCUGUUCCUCGACAGCAAGAGAAAGAUAUUCGACAACGGGGAGAUCAUCAUAACGACACUACCUCCAAUCUCCACGGCGGGCAUGACAACGAAGGACAUCGAUGCCCUCAUGGAGAAAACCAAGGGUUUGAUGAAGAGCGUUUAUCUCGAAUCGACGGCCGAAAUGAACGCAAAGUUUAUGAAGACCAAGAUCUCGAGCAUUGAGAAGAAGGACGAAAAGGCAUCCAAUUGAAUGAUUAUGCAUUUUACCUCGAUAGUAAUUACCAGUGAAAUUUAUGGUGAUAAAUCUGGUUGAAAUUGUUCUCUUUCAACAUCAUGGCUGGGAAGUGAAAUUAAAUUUAUUAUUUAAUUUGCAUAUGAGAGGGAAAGCGAGACAAUUGGAAUGAGGAUUGGAAAACAUAUCAAUCAAUUACUUAUUGAUUUAACUGUAAUCGGUAUUUGUGUCUCCGCCAAAUGAGGUCUACGUAAUUAAGUUAGUAAAACUAUUGAGAUUGUGGGAAUUUUUCAAUCCAAAAACCUCUUGUAAAUUUUCAUAUAUACUCAGAACAAAAAAUCAAUGAUCUCUUUUCACUUGAUAAGAAACAUUCCCAUUUUCUUCCUCUCUAUGAAAUGUACAUAUUUUUGCAUAUCGACCGACUGGCUUUAUUACAAAUCAAUUGGGAGCUGAGAAUGUGUUGUCUCGACAGUGCACUUGACAUGCUGAAAAGAGAACAGUUGCUUCCUGAAGAUAUGCGCCCUUACUCUUUGCCACAACAACAUGUUGAUUAAUAUUAAUGGAAUAUUUACUGUAGUAAAAGCAAUUGCAAGUGAACUACGAAUAAUUGUGGACGAAACAAAGUAUAUUUCUGCAUUUGUAUGGAAAGAAAAACAAAGAUAGUUGCCAUAAUUUACUUAAAAGAAAAAUUAGGAUGUCUCUUAAGGAGUCAAUUUCUCUGAAAUUAUCAUUGCACAUUCCGAAAUUAAAUUUAUUAAUCUAUUUUUUUUACGAGAAGAAAAUUAACACGUAUUUUACAUAAGAAUUGCACGAAACACAUGUACCAUUUUCUCAUUAUGUUUUCCAACACACGCAACGUCUUAUCUGAGAGUAGUUGAAUUGUUGUCAUCUGUUCAAUUAUUAUUGAUCUAAAUUUAUAAUUCAACUCUAAAUAUGCGUUUCAAUGUGUAACGCGACAAAAGCGUGUGGCUAGAAGCCACGAGAUGCUGGAAGUUGAUGUCUCAAUUUAUGUAUUUACUUUUUCGCUGUAGAGCCAAAGAAAAGGGAGAGAUAUUAUGUUAGGUGUAUUUUUUCUGUAUUCUAAAUAUAUAUUGAGAGUAUAUCUUGAAAUUUCCAUA